AUGAAUAAACAAUUAUCACCACCAGUUCAACAACAAUAUUUCAAUAUAGCUAAUCAAUGUACUAAAAAAAUAGCGAUGGUAUGUGCUAGUAAUCAGAAUAGAAGCUUGGAGGCACACUAUCUAUUUGUUAAAACCGGAUUCAAGAAUAUUAGAUCAUUUGGAACAUCAGGACAUUGUAAAUUACCAGGUCCAUCAAUACACCAACCCAAUAUAUUUUCAUUUGGUACACCAUAUUCAGAAAUUUAUACAACUUUAAGAGACCAAGAUCAAGAAUUAUAUAUUAAAAAUGGUUUAUUAAAUAUGCUAGAAAGGAAUAAAAAGGUAAAGUUGGCACCAGAAAAAUGGCAAGAGGAAUUAAACGCUAAAUUUGAUAUAGUUUUUACUUUUGAUCAAAGAGUGUACGAUGCUGUAAUUGACGAUUUGGCUCAAAGAGAUAUCACCACCCUAAUGCAACCGGUACACAUUAUAAAUUUACAAGUUAAAGAUACACACGAAGAAGCUGUAGGUGGUGCCCAACAUGCAUUAGAAAUUACUUCAAUUAUUGAAAACACCGAAGAUUGGGAGGAUAAAUUAAAUGAUAUUUUAGAAAACUUUUAUAAAUCGACUCAAAGACAAAUAUUACAUACUCUUAUGUUUUAUUAA
Molecule: messenger RNA, 642 nt
Organism: Dictyostelium purpureum
Lineage: Eukaryota; Evosea; Eumycetozoa; Dictyosteliales; Dictyosteliaceae
Exons: 1
Coding region: 1-642 (213 amino acids)
Biological process (GO): termination of RNA polymerase II transcription
Cellular component (GO): mRNA cleavage and polyadenylation specificity factor complex; nucleus
Molecular function (GO): RNA polymerase II CTD heptapeptide repeat phosphatase activity
Source: RefSeq, a predicted model, not a curated record